Telopea speciosissima is the source of this 693-nucleotide messenger RNA. RefSeq lists its product as uncharacterized. NCBI's taxonomy places the organism in Eukaryota, Viridiplantae, Streptophyta, Magnoliopsida, Proteales, Proteaceae. Bases 1 to 693 code for a protein of 230 amino acids. Gene Ontology annotation, molecular function: nucleic acid binding; zinc ion binding. The transcript has a single exon. The record is from RefSeq and is a predicted model, not a curated record.
AUGCAACUGAAGACAUAUGCUGAAGUAGUCCACAAAUCUCAGAUUUAUGAGGCUGUGGAGAAGAAUGCAAUUAUGGAUGAAAAAGUUGAACCAAAGAAAAAGUUCAAGAAGAGUUUUGCUACCCCUACAGCAAACAAGGACAAUUGGAAGAAAUUCCACAAGAAAAAGCCCCAAGGAAAUGUUGACUACAAGAAGUAUAGUAAGAACCACAAGGGUGAUUGUUUGGUAGGAACGUUCACUUACUUCAAGUGUAAGGAACUUGGACAUCUUGCAAGGAAUUGUCCAACUCUGAAGGAGCAGCCAGAGCGAAACCCCCAAGGAGGGCAAGCCAAUCAAAAUUUCCAGAAUAGAAAGGACACUCAAGGAAACCAGAAGCCAAGAGCCUCUGGUAGGGUUUUCACAAUGACUAAGAAGGAUGCAGAGGCGUCUCCCUCUGUUGUGGCAGGUGUGCUGAAAAUCUCUGGAAUACCUGCUUAUGUCCUAUUUGAUUCGGGAUCCACUCAUAGUUUUGUAUUGAGUACCUUUGCGACUAAAUUAAAUGUUGUGCCCAAAGUUUUGAAUUACCAGUUGUGUGUGCCUACACCUUCUAGAGGAAUGAUAGAGACAGAAUUAAUUUGUGAAGCAUAUGAUGUAGAGAUUAUGGAUAUAAUAAUUGACUGCAGACUUAAUUCUGUUAGAAAUGAAGGAUUUUGA